Molecule: messenger RNA, 209 nt
Organism: Cetraspora pellucida
Lineage: Eukaryota; Fungi; Glomeromycota; Glomeromycetes; Diversisporales; Gigasporaceae
Source: the annotation of a GenBank genome assembly
CAAGUGAUAAUGAAAAUGAUCAAAUAUUUAUCAUUAAUUAUAUGUUUGAAAGAGCAGAAAAAGAUUUUAAACAAAAGAAAAGUAUUGAUUAUAUUGAUAUGUGGAAUCAAAUAAAUUAUAAUUCUCAAUUAUUAAAGUUAGAUGCUAAAAAAGAAUUUGAUUCAUUAUAUAAUAAAUUAAAAUUAUCUAUUCAGUCAAUGACCGAAUAG